Hibiscus syriacus is the source of this 912-nucleotide messenger RNA. Its product is annotated as transcription factor TCP7-like. The record is from RefSeq and is a predicted model, not a curated record. The transcript is spliced from 2 exons. Bases 16 to 783 code for a protein of 255 amino acids. Gene Ontology annotation, molecular function: DNA-binding transcription factor activity; sequence-specific DNA binding. Gene Ontology annotation, biological process: regulation of circadian rhythm. Gene Ontology annotation, cellular component: nucleus. NCBI's taxonomy places the organism in Eukaryota, Viridiplantae, Streptophyta, Magnoliopsida, Malvales, Malvaceae.
CAUACUUCUCCUUCCAUGUCGAAUUCAGAUGGUACCGGAGGUGUUACAAACGCAGCCUUAAUGGACUCUCAGAGAGAGCAAACGGUGCCGUCCACCAAUGGUUCGGUCCCCGUUAAGAAGCCGCCCACCAAAGACCGUCACAGCAAAGUCGACGGCCGUGGAAGGAGGAUCAGGAUGCCCAUCAUUUGUGCCGCUCGUGUCUUCCAGUUGACUCGCGAGUUGGGUCAUAAAUCCGAAUGUCAAACCAUUGAGUGGCUCUUUCGUCAGGCCGAACCUUCUAUCAUAGCCACCACUGGCACCGGGACCACCCUCGCCAGCUUCUCCACCGUCUCGGUUUCCGUUCGCGGCGGGGUUAAUUCCACUUCCUUGUCGUCGACCACUUCUAAGCCUCUGCUGGGUCCCACUCCUUUUAUACUCGGGAAGCGCCUCAGGUCCGAUGACGAUAACGCCGGGAAGGACGAUUCUAGUGGGCUCACCGUUGGACCAGGCGGCAUGGGGUCCAUUGUGGUACCCGCGGGUACGCAUACGAAUGGGUUCUGGGCUCUUCCGACAAGGCACGACUUUGGUCAAUUGUGGAGCUUCGCGCCUCCUCCAUCGCCGGAUAUGAUGGUGCAGACGGGUGCUCAGCAACCUGCUGCUGCGUUGUUCGUUCAGCAACAGCAAGCUAUGGGAGAAGCGUCGGCAGCGAGGGUCGGCAAUUAUCUUCCCGGUCAUAUAAAUUUACUAGCUUCACUUUCCGGUGCUCCGGGAGGAUCGGGUCGGAGAGAGGAGGAUCCGCGUUGAAUUCCGGUGGUCCGUCUUACCCGUAUUGUUGUUGGGAGUGUAUAUAUGUUAUAAAUAUUUGUGUAUGGUUGUCGCUUUUGUUGUGUGUGAAUGUUGAAGAUGAUUUCUAGCUGGAAUUUUAGGGUUAGG